This is a messenger RNA of Fomitopsis serialis, 1399 nucleotides long. Its product is annotated as biotin synthase. Gene Ontology annotation, biological process: biotin biosynthetic process. The transcript has 9 exons. NCBI's taxonomy places the organism in Eukaryota, Fungi, Basidiomycota, Agaricomycetes, Polyporales, Fomitopsidaceae. Gene Ontology annotation, molecular function: 2 iron, 2 sulfur cluster binding; biotin synthase activity. Gene Ontology annotation, cellular component: mitochondrion. The record is from RefSeq and is a predicted model, not a curated record. Bases 145 to 1281 code for a protein of 378 amino acids.
CAGUGCCCCAGCAUACCCGACUGGCCACCCCGGUCGCAAAUCGCCCCUCAAAUUCCGCCAGCCGUGCUCGUCCUGCGGUGUUAGCCCCCAGAGCCCGCGUCCAUAAACCACGCCUGCACGUCCCGCUCGCCGCAGCUGCACGCCAUGCUUCACGUCCGCCACUCUUUCCGCGUUCCUGCGCUGCGUGCGCGAUGCCUUGCUACCCAUGCACCUCAAGCGCGUGUCGUCACCUCUGCUGUCCGCCAUGACUGGACGAAGCUCGAGAUCCAGAAGAUUUACGACAGCCCGCUGCUGGAUCUCACUUUCAGAGCAGCAACCGUACAUCGAGAGCACCAUGACCCGAGCAAGAUUCAAUUGUGUACCCUCAUGAACAUCAAAACGGGUGGGUGCUCGGAGGAUUGCUCGUACUGCUCGCAGUCGUCCCGGUAUCAGACGGACACGAAGGCAUCUCGUCUUGUUGACGUCGAACCCGUGCUCGAAGCCGCCCGGAAGGCUAAAGAGAACGGAAGCACUCGGUUCUGCAUGGGCGCGGCGUGGAGAGACUUGGCCGGUCGCAAGCGUGGUUUCGAGAAGAUCCUGCACAUGGUACGAGAAGUCCGGGGGAUGGGUAUGGAGGUAUGCACGACGUUGGGCAUGCUGUCCCCUGAGCAGGCGAAACAGUUGAAGGAAGCUGGCUUGACAGCAUAUAACCACAACCUUGACACGUCGCGAGAGUUCUACCCCGAGGUCAUCACCACGCGUUCCUAUGACGAGCGUCUGGACACGAUCUCGGCGGUGCGCGAGGCAGGAAUCAGUGUGUGCUCCGGCGGUAUUCUUGGCCUCGGCGAGACAGACAAGGAUAGAGUUGGUUUGAUCUGGGAGGUGUCCAGUAUGCCAGAACACCCCGAGUCAUUCCCUGUCAAUGCUCUCGUGCCAAUAAAGGGCACGCCGCUCGAGAACAACGAAUCUGUCCCUUACCAAACGCUACUCCGGACGAUUGCCACUGCCAGGAUAGUGUUGCCACAGACUAUAAUUAGACUCGCUGCAGGUCGCCAGACUCUCGACGAGUCGAAGCAGGCGAUGUGCUUCAUGGCCGGAGCUAACGCCAUCUUCACCGGCGAGCAGAUGCUCACGACACCAUGCUCUCCUUGGGAUGAAGACAAAGCCAUGAUGGCGAGAUGGGGCCUCGAAGGGAUGCACAGCUUCGAGCAGGUCAGCGUUGCACGGAAGGAGACUUCGAGAGUCAACUCCGGGGCGCUUGUGGACGACCUGUCGGCAGUAACGCAGGCCCAGUCAAUUUAGAGCUUGGCGACACGGUCGGCGCAGGAAAUUUGAUUGCGACCCCUUGUAUAAUUCGAUCUGUAGCGAUAGGUAGACGGUGCGCCGCUGAAAAUAUACCGCCGGUGAUGUAUCCUGAAAG